AUGCCGCGCUCGAGCGCCAAAAGUCACCAGUCGAUAUUUGUGCCCCCCGAUGUACUUGCCGCACGUAGGGAGAAUACUACGGCUUCAAUGCUUGCCCAGCUCCACGAACCUCCCCCGGUUGCCAACCCCUCACCGUUUCGAGGAUUCGGCCUUUAUACCGAUGUCGAGGUCGAAGUACCACAAAAUGACCCUCGCCUUGCACACAAGCCUUACACUGUUAAAAAGUUCCUACCCCUGGGCGGGCCCCAGCAUGUACAUAACAAGCGUCGGAAGAGGGAUGAUCUACCAGAUGAGGUGUUGAGAAUGUACAAUGAGUUGGAGGCUAUCCUGUUGCGGGAGGAAGACGCUGAGAAGCGUGACGCGAGACAAGACCCACAAGAGCGCUUUAAGCCUAUGAAAUGCCCAGGGAUCUUGGUGCCUCCACCUUCACUUCCACCGCCGCUAUCGAAGCCUACAGAGACUACCAUAACGAUCCUUAAGGCUAAUAAGGAGACCAGGGCGGAAAUCGGGGAGAAAACCAUGGAAGAGACCAUAGGCGAAACCAUGGAGAAGACUAGGGAGAACACGAGGAAAGAGACCGGGAAGGAGGUCAGGAAGGAGAUCAGGGAAGAACCUGGGAACGACUCUCAUAAGGAUAAUAACCCAGACACCAACUCUUCGGACAAAUCCACCGAGGUCAUCAAACAAGGCACCGUAAAAGUUGAAGAGACCCAGGACGUAGCUGACUUGAGCACUCAAGAGUCUGGGGAGAUUUGGGAGGACGAUAGUGAUGUGGAGAUUAUCGAAAGCCGCCCUGUCCAAAAGCGACAUCUUCCGGUGUACAACAUGGCACAAUUAUUUUGUUGUGCCUGCAAUGUAAAAAUCGGGGGGAAUCUCAGGGCGUUCACGGAUCAUAUGCUCAAAAUACAUUUUGAUGAGCUCGACUCGAUAUACUACAGGUGCUGUGCGGAUCACUACUGGAAUGCAUCAUUGACUUCUUAUGUUCCCCAUUGGGGCGGGGUCCAUGGCUGGGGCAAGGAGCCUUUCCCGUGCCCUAAGUGUGCAGCCAAUUUUCAGAGCAUCCCAGAACUACGGGGACAUCUCGUAAAGGUGCAUCAGAAUUCAGUCAGUACUACACCAAAGAGCUUACGAGAAGUGACACCAAAAGCUUCAGUCGAUUACAAGUCCAAGAGCUCAGUCGGUUCGAUACAAAAGAGCUCGCAAGAUCCCACACCAGCAAGUUCAGUCGCCCCGAAACCAAAAAGUGUAUAUGAGCCCGAACGAACAAGGUCAGUUGGAAGCGGGCCACACAAUAGAGAUCCGGACUCAGCACAACAUGCGGCCGAGCCCAUACCGCCCGUCGAACAUAGACCGCCGGUUUCACUGCCUCCUAGACCACAAUUUCCAAGAUCAUCGCGAACAUCGUCGUAUCCGGCACCCAGGGCACACACGCCACCCCGGAGGCCACCGUCAACCGAAAGAGUAGAAGGGCAUCCGGCACCUAGGGCACACACGCUGCCCCGGAGGCCACCGUCAACCGGAAGAGUAGAAUGGCAUCCGGAAUUCAGGCCGCCCACGUCACCACGGCGAGACCGACCCCCCGCCGACUGA
Molecule: messenger RNA, 1590 nt
Organism: Didymosphaeria variabile
Lineage: Eukaryota; Fungi; Ascomycota; Dothideomycetes; Pleosporales; Didymosphaeriaceae
Exons: 2
Coding region: 1-1590 (529 amino acids)
Source: RefSeq, a predicted model, not a curated record